Messenger RNA from Heterobilharzia americana, 6901 nucleotides. The record is from the annotation of a GenBank genome assembly. Lineage: Eukaryota; Metazoa; Platyhelminthes; Trematoda; Strigeidida; Schistosomatidae.
GAAAAGUUUGACCUCGCGGGAAUCCGAACGAAACGCCUUCCUUGUCUCGUUGUUGGCAAUGCCAAACAUAAAAGUAUUUUCUGGCAGCUCAAACCAGGACCUAGCUCAAAAGAUAGCUGAUCGAAUAGGAUGCCGACUGGGAAAAGUUACUUCGAAAAAGUUCAGCAAUCAGGAGACAUGCGUUGAGGUUGGUGAGUCAGUUCGAGGAGAAGAUGUCUACAUAAUACAAACUGGUGGUGGAGAAGUGAAUGAUAACCUUAUGGAACUACUUAUAAUGAUCAAUGCAUGUAAGAUUGCUUCAAGUUGUCGCGUGUCUGCUGUCAUUCCCUGCUUUCCAUACGCUAGACAAGAUAAAAAGGAUAAAUCGCGUGCUCCCAUCUCUGCUAAAUUAGUCGCCAACAUGCUGUCAGUUGCUGGAGCUGAUCACAUUAUCACAAUGGAUUUACAUGCUAGUCAGAUUCAAGGAUUCUUCGAUAUUCCUGUUGACAAUUUGUAUGCUGAACCAGCAGUUAUUAAAUGGAUUAAAACAAAUAUACCAGAAUGGAAGGAUUGUUGUAUCGUUAGUCCAGAUGCUGGUGGAGCUAAAAGAGUGACUUCAAUAGCAGAUCAGUUGAAUGUGGAUUUUGCGCUUAUUCAUAAAGAAAGAAAACGUGCUAACGAAGUGGAUCGUAUGGUUCUUGUUGGUGAUGUAAGUAAACGUGUAGCCAUUCUGGUCGAUGAUAUGGCAGACACCUGUGGGACAAUUUGUACUGCAGCAGACAAAUUGAUUGAGGCUGGUGCUGAGCGUGUAUACGCUAUAUGUACACAUGGUAUAUUUUCAGGUCCAGCUUUAGAACGAAUUAAUAAGUCAGGUUUUGAAGCUGUUGUUGUAACGAAUACAUUACCACAAGAAGAAAAUAUGCGUAAAGCACCUAAGAUACAAUGUAUUGAUGUUAGCACUAUGCUGGCUGAAGCUAUCCGUCGAACACAUAAUGGUGAAUCUGUCUCCUAUCUGUUCAAUCAUGUCCCAUUGUAACAAUAGUUAUCAUCAUCAUCAUCAUCUCUUGUUACUAUUGAUGAUAAAAUAAACAUGCGCACAGAUUGAAUUCUCUUUUUUGUUGUUGUUCAUGUCAUCGAUUCAUAUUGUUUUAUAUAUAUGUGUGUAUACAUUUGAUGCAUAUGUGUAAACACUUUGUGUUUACAUUCACUUCUCCAUCUUCUUCUUCUUCAUCACCUUGUAUUUUUUCCUUUAGAGAUUAUUUGUUCAAUAAAUAGUAGAGAGUAUUUUGAUGUUUUUGUCAACAGAAGAAUAUCUUUGAUAAACUGGUAGAUAGACGUGUUUUUUUUUUUAACUUAUAUAUAUGCAUAUCUGUCUCUUGUGGUGACAUCUGUACAUCUGGUAAGAACAUUCAGAGUGUAAAGAUUAGUGUACCAGUGCCAGUGCCAGUGCCAAAAACACUGACUUGGCCAACAGCUUGAUUCAACUCUUGAAUUAUUCUUUAUGAAUAUUCAGUACCGCUUAUUUUCAAGUACAUAUUGUUCAUAAUGUGUAGUCUACUUGUUCACGAUUAUUAUUUAUUUAUUUAUUUAUUUAUUUUUUAAGAAAAGAAAUUUUUCAUAAUCAUUUUAUGAUUUUGAUUUUGUUUCGUUGAUUUGUCUGUUUUGUUUGCUUGUUUUAAUUGAUUGAUUUAUGUUACAGAGAGUGUAAUAGGUGUUUAUCAGUACAAUUCCCCCCCCCCCUGCCCCCCAAAUUUCUCCAUGAUAUUCAUUAUAUCAACUGUGAUUGGUUAACUUACUGUUUGAUUACAACCUGAUGAAGUAGGCUAUGAAUUGCCUUAAUUAGUGAUGACACACUGCUUUUUAUAUAGCGAGUGGGAUUCGAACCUGGGAAAGGUUGACUUCAGCAAGUGGUCUAGUUUCCAGUUAGCUUUAUUUGACAGUCUUAGAGUUUAGCUUACAUUAUUCCCAGUUUAAUUUAAUUUUGCCUUUUUGAUAUCCAACUUUGAUUAGUUUACUAAGCGGAAACUCUGACUAGUUAACUAACUGAGAUAAGAGGAUCGCUAAAUGUCGACCUUACAAUUUAACAACAAAAUUCACUUUGGUGAUUUAUACUAACCGCGUAACUUGAUGGUCCUAGGUCCGAUUUCCGGUGGAGUUUUAGGAGUGCAUUACUGAGGAGAAGAAUCAUUGAAAGAAAAUGUGAACCGUUGGACUGUUACCCGGGGACCCAAUAGUAACGUGCUUGCCGUGAAACCUGAAGAUCCUGAGUACGAUCCCGUCGUGCCUCUAGUGACACGCCAAGUUUGUGAACCAUCACAUAGCAGCACUGAGUUACUUGACUGAAUUGGUGUUGAAGAUCCGGAUAUUGAUCACGCUUUAUGCUGAGUGCAGUGCAGAGGUCUCCACACUGAUUAUUCAGAUUAAUGCUGGAAGGCCUGUCUUGCUGUCUUUCCGAUCAUGGCUUUGAAAUGCUCAUCUGUGCCGCAGUGUGUAGUUGAAACGAUGUUGCCUAUGUAGGUAGGUAGGUAGGGGGCUAUGUAGAUGAAAGAGACAACUUGCUUUACGUUUCUCCCCUUCAUGGUGAUUGGUGCUUGUUGUUGUUGGUGGUGGUGGUGGUUGAGUAUUGUCAUCACCCACGUUCACUUGAAGCAACUCGUGUAUUUGCUACCUCGCUUCUUCUACCAUUUUGUUUGUUUUCACCUGUAGAUCUUCGAGUUUGUGUGACAAGACAUGAGAUACAGAUCAUCAUAGACGAAAUGAAAAUCUUCUAAGGUGUUUUCAUUGGUCGAACAGCAUUCUCUUCUCACACCUCACAGUUUGUUGCAUAAUCCAGUCAUCCACAAUCAGGCAGAUGAUCGGUGAUAGUGAGCAACCUUGUCUUGUCUUACUCCUGUCUUCACUUCACUUCACUUUAAAGGCAUCUCUGAGCUUUCGAUUGUGAAUCACUUGUCAUGUAGUAUCUAGCAUAUAGAGCAUAUUGCUGUUGAAUGAGAUUAAUAAAUGUUGUGUCACUGAAGGUGUAGUGUUGAGGCAGCAGUAGCAGCAGCUGCCUGCCUGCCUGCCAAAUUACUUUUCGGUCGAUGCUAUGGAAGGUGUCUUGAAAAUCGAUGAAGUUGAGGUGAAGAGUUGACUGGUAUACUCUAUUCUGUGCUCUACUGUACGAUGAUGCAUAGCGUAGCGUAGCAUUACAAUUUGGUCUGAAGAUGAUUGUUUCUCCGUGAUGCCAACCUGUUCCGGUCGCAAUUUUGAAUCCAGCGCAUCCUUUCGUUUCUCCAGGAUGAUGCGGCAUAACAUUUUGCUUGUGGUGUGCAGUAGCAUGAUUCCUCGCUAUUUCAUGCAAAGGCUUAUGUCUCUUUUCUUUAGGAGUUUGACAAGGUAGCCCUUCUUGCAGUCUGCGGGUACCUUUCCUUCCGUCCUUCUUUGGAAACCUUCUGGAAUAGUGGUGUGGUGUGAGUAUGACCGCGUUGUCUGUUUUCAGGGCUUGUGGUGCGGAAUUCCAUGUGGACGUGUUGCUUCUUCGGAUUUCAGUAAGUUUAUGGCGUUCAUGACAUGGGCUUUUAAUCAAAGGAGAUUGUGUUGACUGGUAAUUCUGUGGCUUGGCUGAUGGUGGUAUUUGUGGACGAGUUGCGGAUGGUGGUGGUGUUGGUGGUCGACUGAAGAGUUUUCGAAGUUGUGAACACAUUGUUUCCUUUGUUUGUCCUUUUUGGAACUGGCUUUCCUUCACUAUCAUCUGUCAUUGGUUCCGUCUGCGUUGAUCUGUUCCCAGAUAGUAGCCUGGUUAUUUGAUUGAUAUAAUGUUGUCAGGUCACUGACUGACUGUCUGUCCUACAUGCAGUCUGCAGCGUGUUGUGCUUCACUUGGCAGUGUAUCGUAGAGGUAGGUGUCUUUUGUUUUUGCGCUCACUCUUCUUCACUUCUUUUUCCAGUGUAGCGUAGUGUAGUGUUUUAUAGGUUGAACUCAGUUCCUCUUUUCCUUGUUGAUCCAUGCACUGCACGCACUGCACUGGUUUAUCUUCCGCUACACCAUCUUCCUCUCGUGUAUCAGCUUUCAUGUGUCUGUCGAGAUCCAUUCCUGGUCUCGUUUCCUCUUCCUUCGUAACAGGGUUAUUCAGGUUUGCUUCCAGGUGUGUUUCAAAGUGUUCCAGUGUUGUUGUUGCCCGGAGGUUUGUUGAGGGAUGUUGCUGAAUGUCUUUUAUUUUGAUGUGAUGGCUGACGUGAAGAUGUCUUUCAGUUUCUGUUCUGGGUGUUCACUUGAAGUGUGGUGGUCUAUCACCAGCAGGUUGUUUGAAGGCUUUCGUGUUGAUUUUGAAGGUUGUUCACACUAGAUAGUGAAGUGAGUGAUGUGAAGCUACAUGUUCUCCCCUUGUUGAUCGAUCAGAUGUUGUGUCGAGUAGGCUGCGUGUUGACUUUCUUGAGAUUGUGAUGAAGUCGAUGUGAUUUUUAGUGGAGUGUGUCGUGGUGUCUGGUGAAGUCGAUGUCGGUCUCUUUGUGAAUAUCAUUGUGUUUGUUUACACUGCCUUGAAUCACCAAACCAUUGAAUGCGCAGAAAUCUGCAAGUAGUUCUCCAUUCUGGUUCAUUUCACCGAAUUCAUCUCGACCGAUGAUGUGUUGUCCGCUCAUAGUUUGGUAUUGAUGUCACCCCACGCAUUAGAAUGCAUUUGAUGUCGCCAACUGGAGUCUUGUCUAUUAGUGAUUGUAGUUGUCUAUAGAAUUCCUCUUACUUCUCUUGAUCUGCAUUACUUGUAGGUGGACGGCAUAGCGAAGCAUUGAAUGAUUGUAACUUUCCUUCCUUGUAAGUUAAGUCUUGCUGUGAUGAUGUUGAUCCUGGAGGAGACUGGUUAUGACUGCAUGAGAGGCUUUGAUGCUCUUGAAGGUGACAUCAUGAUGUCCACUCUAAAACUGAGUGUGCUCGUGGUUGUCGUGUGUGUGAGAAUAUCGGAGUAGAUUAUUGACUCUGUAGUUAAGAGUUGUGAGAGUCCACUUCCAUUCGACCUGCUUUCACAGAUUCGUAUCACUUCUAUGCCAUACCUUCUGGUUUGUUUUGGAAUCUGUGAAGCCCUGUUAGGUUGAUACAUAGUGUGAACAUUCCAUGUGGCGAUGUUUACUUUCGCUUUCAUGGAGAGAAUAGAAGAGACAUCGGUCGACUGGCUUGCUGAAGGCUUUGAUCAACUGGCGUUAUUUCGUUGUGGAUUGCAGCUAGGACUAAGUUUGUUUUUAUUUUUUAUAUUUUGUGUGUGCUUUGAAGUCUGUUUGGUGGUUGCAUUGAUUUUGUGGUGUAUGGUUGCUAGGCGUAUGUAUGCCCAGCCGAAGGUUCCCUGUUUAUCCGGGCUUAGGACCGGCUAGUAACUAGUGAACGAGGCGAGGUUGAUUAUGAUGGACGUUUUGGCAUGAAAUAGUGAUAUCCAAGUGGUUAAUCUUUGUAGUUGUUAACAUGACCCUGUGAAUCGAUUCAUAAUGUUUGUCACCCUUUUUUAUCUUAUUUUAUUUUGACUGAAAGUAUUUUCCAGCCAUGUGAUAUAUUUAUGCAUAUGUGCGCUGCAACAUCGAAAUCUUGUGUAAGUUCACUGAUUAAAGAAUAUUCCAGAACAUUGAGUAAUCAAGCUCUCUCAUAUUUUAUUUUUACAUGAGGCAUGAAUAGUGCACUUUAAGGUUUAUUGUUCUUCAGUCCACUUGAACUGUAGCUCAUUGGCUUUGGGAGCUAAGUUUCAACUAAUAAAUCAUGGGUUCGAACCCCACUCCACCUAUUGAGUAUAGGCUAGCCAGGCACUAGUAUCAUUAGCCAACUGUCACACGCGAUAGAUGUUUGGCUAAUCGCUACUGCACGAAUGCGCACAAGGUUGCUGAAUGGAUCUAAAUUUGCGAACGCUUGUGAUGUGCCAAUAUAUCUGUGUAGUGAUAAGGCAUACGUCACUGUCUAAGCAGUAUAAAGGUCUGCAUGGUUUAUCUAGAAAUAGCAUUUCAUGUUUUCCGAUCCAUACAAGAUCAUGAAAGUUUGCCAAUAUAGUCACAAGGUGAUACUACCUUAGAGGUCAACUGAAGCUCACCAAAAAGUUGCUUACAGGUUUACAUCAGAGAAAUAAUUAAAGUGUUUAAGGAGAUUUUGGCCGAGGUAAAACUAAGGAUUGAACAUACUUCUUUUCAAUACAGUGAUCAGACUUGAACCGCUGAAAAUUCCCAAAGCUUUAGUUUAGACCGUGUAGAAGAUAAUCUAUGCUGUCCUGUAUAGAGCCUUUAUAUACCAAAGUGUUUUAACAUUCCAUAAGUGAUGAUUUUAUUGAGUAAACUGGCGAUUCUGUGAUACUUCUUUGUGAUUCAUUAUGAAGUGAUUAUGAUAUUAAUGGUGCUGUGUUUACCGACGACUACUGUUGCUUCUCUAGACGGGAAUAGUGAAUCAGGCAGGCCUAUUGUAUCCGCCUAAUCUGUUACAUUUCAUACUAUGACAGGAAUAGGAAAUCAGCUAGAAUCAAACUGAAGUAUAAUGGUACAAGCAGUGGUUUAAAAUGUGAAAAGAGAAAUGCGAUUAAGAAAAAAAAAGCUGUUAUAAUUGGGUGUUGAAAAUAUAAAAGAAGAUAGUUUUACUUCCCGGUCAAAAUUAGACCUUUAUCACUGAGUUUGUACAACCAUCAAAUUCACCAGGCAAUUGUGUCAUAUUUAAGUGAUAAACUGGGUCACUUGAUUGGUAUCAUGGCAGUUCGAGCUUAGCAAUGGUUAGAGAAGCGGACCACUUCGUCUACUGGGGAAGUCUUAUCAGCCAUGAUGAGUCAUAGAUCGACGAAAUCUCCGCAUUGAUGAAAAAGGCUCUAUUGGUUUCCGUUAUGAUAUCCGGUUGUCUGUUAACGGUCCAGUGUACUGCGCUGCAGUUCGCUCUAUUCUACUAUAUGGCUGUGAAACAUUAUCAAUGCGCAACGAUCGUGAACAGUGGU